GAAACUUCGUCUCCACAGUUCCAUCUUCUCCUGGAAGAAUGCAGCACUCCUGCUGCUUCUCUCUCUCUCUUUGGAGGAGACCACAUCAUCUCCAAUCAAUAGAGUCAAACAGAAACCAGGAGUGUGCCCCCGAGAGAGGGUCAUCUGUAUGACUAAAGUUCCAGACUACUGCACAACUGAUUGGCAGUGCCUAAAACACAUGAAAUGCUGCUCAUUUGCCUGUGGGAAAAAGUGCAUGGAUCCAUUCCAAGAACCCUGCAUGCUACCCUCAGACAAAGGACAGUGUAACAUUAAUCUCUUGCGCUGGUAUUUUGACUUUCAACGUCAGUCCUGCCAACGCUUCAAGUAUGGAGGCUGCCAUGGGAAUGCCAACAACUUCAUCAGUGUUGUAGACUGCCAAAUGGCUUGCUCAUCAACUGUCAAGAAGGGACAGUGCCCACUCUUCCCUUUCAAGGACCGUAUGGAGUGUCCAACUUCAUGUAAGAGUGACUUCGAUUGCCCUGAAACUGACAAAUGUUGUGAAUCCAUGUGUGGCUUUGUUUGUGCCAAGGCCUGGACAGUCAAAUCAGGUUUCUGCCCAAGCAAGCCCAUCGAGUGUUCCAAGAUUGAUAGACCCAAGUGCCUGCAAGAUCAUGAUUGCCCAAUGUUACAGAAGUGCUGUUCACAUUGUGGACUGAAGUGCCUGGAACCUCAAAAUUGA
This is a messenger RNA of Ailuropoda melanoleuca (giant panda), 700 nucleotides long. It is a transcript of the gene WFDC8, whose product is annotated as WAP four-disulfide core domain 8. Gene Ontology annotation, molecular function: serine-type endopeptidase inhibitor activity. The transcript has 5 exons. Gene Ontology annotation, cellular component: extracellular region. The record is from RefSeq and is a predicted model, not a curated record. The annotation marks the transcript as partial. NCBI's taxonomy places the organism in Eukaryota, Metazoa, Chordata, Mammalia, Carnivora, Ursidae.